Xyrauchen texanus (razorback sucker) is the source of this 3668-nucleotide messenger RNA. Its product is annotated as rho GTPase-activating protein 10-like. Lineage: Eukaryota; Metazoa; Chordata; Actinopteri; Cypriniformes; Catostomidae. The coding region runs from base 358 to 2652 and encodes 764 amino acids. Gene Ontology annotation, biological process: signal transduction. Gene Ontology annotation, cellular component: cytoplasm. Gene Ontology annotation, molecular function: GTPase activator activity; protein binding. The record is from RefSeq and is a predicted model, not a curated record. The transcript has 23 exons.
AACAACCUUACUGAAUGGUGCUACCUUGAUUUAAAUUGAUAUCGCUGUCGCGUAGAACUGUUUUAUCUUAUCUGUGAAGAGUGUAAACUUGGGGCAUACUUAGAACGCAGGACCAAGUUUACUCGUGCGAGGGGUUUGACUUGGAAAGAGUUUUAUUCCCAGAAGUCCCGUCGCGUUUUGUCUUCCCGAAAUUUAAAGACUUGUUAGUUGAUCUUUUUAUUUGAUUAUUUCAUCUUUCAUCUUUUUUUCUUCAUUUUUAAGUGUUGCUGCUUUACUUGACCAGUUAUUCAUUCACUUGUCAAUUUCUACCGGGAAUUAGACGCUAGCUAGUCUGUAAACUAGCAGAGUAGAGUGAAAAUGGGGUUACACCCGCUGGAGUUCAGUGAAUGUUACCUGGACAGUCCAGCUUUCAGAGAGAAAAUCAAAGCGCAUGAAGCCGAGUUGGACAAAACCAGCAGAUUUAUCAAAGAACUGUAUAAAGAUGGAAAGAAUCUCAUCAAUGCCAUAAAACAGCUUUCCUUGGCCCAGAGGAAGUUUGCUCAGUGCCUGGGUGAGUUUAAGUUUGAGUACAUCGGUGAUGCCAAAACUGACGAUGAGAAGUGCAUUGAUGAAUCUCUACAAGAGUUUUCCUCCUUUCUCAGAAACUUGGAAGACCAAAGGGAGCUGAUGAUGAGAAACAUCACAGAGACGCUGAUGAAGCCUUUAGAACAGUUUCGGAAAGAACAGCUUGGCUCAGCAAAGGCAGAGAGAAAGAGGUACGAGAAGGAAACUGAGAAAUACUAUAGCUCACUAGAGAAACUUUUGAACAUAUCAGCAAAGAAGAAGGAGCCACAAUUACAGGAGGCAGACGUGUCAGUGGAGGUGAUGAGACAUAAUUUUCAGGAAUCUUCUCUGGAGUAUGUGUGCAAGCUGCAGGAGAUACAAGAGAGGAAAAAGUUUGAGUGUGUUGAGCCUAUGCUGGCCUUCUUUCAGACUGUUUUUACUUUCUAUCAUCAGGGAUAUGAGUUGGCCGAAGAUUUUGACCAUUACAAAAAGGCACUUCAAAUCAAUAUCCAAAAUACACGGAGUCGUUUUGAGGGUGCCCGCUCUGAGGUGUACGAGUUAAUGAAUAGAAUCAAGGAGUCGCCGCAGGAGUAUCGACAGACCAGCCCGAUCAGCAGUGAGGGCUAUCUUUACAUACAGGAGAAACGACCUCCACCUUUCGGAUCCAGCUGGGUGAAACGAUAUUGCACUUUUGUCAAAAAACAGAAAAUUCUGCACAUGAUCACGUUUGACCAGAGAUCAGUGGGCAAGCUUGGUGAGACGGACUCUGUCACACUAAAGUCUUGUGUCCGCAAAACCACAGACAUGCUUGACAGGAGGUUCUGCCUAGACAUAGAAAUCACAGAUCGACCAGGCACAGUGUUGACUGUCCAGGCUGUCUCGGAAGAUGACUACAGAUUCUGGAUUCAUGCGAUGGGAGGAAAGGAGCCAAUGCAGUUUCUUAACAGGAUGCAAUCAAGAGAAAGAGGAAUUGAUGCCCAGCUGGAUGACUUGGGAAUAAACUUUGUAAAAAACUCAAUUAAUGCCAUUGAGUCCAGAGGUAUUAAUGAUCAGGGCCUAUACAGAGUGGUCGGGGUCAGUUCAAAAGUCCAGAAGCUUCUCAGUUUAAUGAUUGAUGAGAAGAGCAGUGAAGUAGAUUUAGCAACCAGUGAGGAAUGGGAUGUAAAAACAAUCACCAGUGCUUUAAAACUUUACCUGAGGAGCCUUCCAGAGCCUCUAAUGACAUACAAGCUGUAUAAGGAGUUCAUCGUCCCUGCAAAGAGUGGUAGUCCAGAAUCUAGAGUUAAGGCCAUUCACUGUCUGGUUCAUGAACUGCCAGAGAAGAACAGAUUAGUUCUCAGUCUGGUUACCAAGCAUCUCGCCAACGUUGCUGCCAAUAGUAAACAGAACCUUAUGACUGUGGCAAACCUGGGCGUGGUUUUUGGCCCCACACUCAUGAGACCGCAGGAAGAAACUGUGGCAGCCAUCAUGGACCUCAAGUUCCUGAACAUUGUGGUGGAAAUUCUUAUAGAACAACAUGAAAAGAUAUUUGGGGAUGCUCCGAGCAUCUCUCCAUCCUUGGCAACUAUGCCCCCCUCAGCUCCAACCACACAAUCUACGAUGCUCAGCCGACAGAAUCGGCCGCUUGCGAUGUACAACCCACAGGUGCUGGAUAUUCAAACAGUGUAUCCAUCCUCUGAGAGUCCAGUCCUGGCUAACGAUGAGACAUCGGUGUGCAGUAAUGAGUCGGUCUCCUCCCAGUCCUCUAACGCCUCUGGAACGCCCCCCGAGAAGUCUAAGAAUCCUCACAGCACCAUUAACAUGUCCCUACCAGAGAGAACUGGAGUAUGUACUGCCACAGCAUCAUGGAUGAUUUCUGCUUCCCUUGCCUCAUCUACACAGAUGAAACCUGGAUCGGUGGGAAUGGAGAAGAAUAAACCUGGGGAAAGUGUCACCCACAUGAAAGCAAAGGCUGUGUACCCCUGUGAGGCUGAACACGAUUCCGAACUCUCUUUUCAAGUUGGGGCAAUCUUCCACAACGUGACUCUCUCCAGGGAGCCCGGAUGGCUGGAGGGGGUGCUGGAGGGAAAGCGAGGACUCAUCCCUGAAAACUAUGUGGAAAUAUUGUAACUCAGUAAAUCCUUACACUGCUCUUUAUAUACAUGGUAUCCAUGGUGUUGGCUGUUUUACUAUCGUACUGCUCAUCACUCCUUUAGCCCUCUGCAUGGAGUAUAUACACUGUAUCUUAAACACAGAUGUUGCUCGCACAGGUGUUCAUUUAAAAUGUUAGCUAGGAUUUGUUAUAUACAUAUAAAAAGACUGCACUUUUAGUCCCACAAAAGAUUACUUAGAAUUUGGUAAUGCAAAUAUAGUUUUGCAUGGGGAGAUUAAAUGUCAUUGUGACUGUUGACUUGUUUUAAAUUGCAUGUGUCAUGAUUUUAGAAGAAUAAUUUUGAUUUUCUCAGUGCACACAAUAUCGUUUUAUUUCAUAUUAUCAAGUUGAUCUUAAAAUGCAUUUAAUUGGGCAUGUAAUGAUGUAUAAUUUCGAAAUAUCAGGAUAAUAUUGAGCACAAUAUUAUUACAGUACAGUAACCAUUAUCACUUUGAGAUAAUCAGUUUUCAUGGUUGGUUGGAACACCGGAGCGCUUACUAGACACAACCUUAGUGCUUAUCUCUUAUUAAAAUUGACAUGUGAUCAGUUAACCUUUAUCCCAAAGUUAUUUUGCAUGGCAUGUGUGACGCUGUUCAAGAACUCAAACAGAGCAAUUUCUUUAUUCGUAUUCCGCACAAAAGUGUUCAAGUUUUUAUGUUAAAGAAACAACUACCCUUGCGAUGACUUCAAAUGAAAUAUUGACAAGUCUAACAUCUGUGUUGUGUAUACAUAAUAAUUUCCUUCCCAAGACACUUGAAUGCCAAGCACUUGUGUCCUCUUAAGUGGUUAAAAGUUUUAAAGUUUGCCUCAUGCUUUUUGCCAAGGCUUAAACUGUGUUAAAUGAGAACAAAAGCUUUUGUUCCAAAAGUCUGUGUUUUUGACAGUGUAACUGCCAUAAUUUAAGAAUUUAAAACCUUUUUAAAGAUCUUGCCAUCAUUGUAAUUUUUUAAUGUUGGACCUCCUGUUGAUCGAUGUUAAAUAAAUAAAGCUGUUC